Messenger RNA from Lichtheimia ornata, 549 nucleotides. RefSeq lists its product as uncharacterized. Bases 1 to 549 code for a protein of 182 amino acids. The transcript has 6 exons. Lineage: Eukaryota; Fungi; Mucoromycota; Mucoromycetes; Mucorales; Lichtheimiaceae. Gene Ontology annotation, biological process: DNA protection. Gene Ontology annotation, molecular function: 8-oxo-7,8-dihydroguanosine triphosphate pyrophosphatase activity. The record is from RefSeq and is a predicted model, not a curated record.
AUGGUCGUUGUUGACAAGAAAAAAGCGUACACUCUGAUAUUUAUUCAAGACGAAGCCAACCAAAAGGUCCUUCUCGGAAUGAAGAAGCGUGGCUUUGGUGUGAAUCUCUGGAAUGGAUUUGGAGGCAAGGUGGAACCUGGAGAGAGCGUAUUGGAAGCUGCACACCGAGAAUUAGAGGAAGAGGCGAUGAUCAAAACGGAUCACCUUGAAAAGAUUGGUCUCAAUGUAUUUACAUUUGAAGAAAGCCCAAUGGCACUUGAAGUCCAUAUAUUCAAAGGAAAGACUUUUCAAGGCACACCUACCGAAACCGAGGAAAUGCGACCCCAAUGGUAUUCGUAUGAUGACAUUCCCUAUGACAGCAUGUGGGCGGAUGACCGACUUUGGUUACCCUUCAUGUUGAGUGGACAACCUUUUGUGGGUGAAUUCCAUUUUCCCAAGGAUGAGAAUGUGGUGCUUGAACAGAGCUUACAAAAAGUGACGACUGUACCGGAAGAAUGCCGUCUUGAUCAGCGGGUGUUAUCAUAUGGUAGAGUUAAUGGUGCACAAUAG